AUGGCGCCCUCCGAGUUUAGCAUGCGUCUCCAGAGGGGAAUCACCGGAGGCUUUGCACCACCCACACCAGAUCUGAUCAUUAUGAUAGACGCCAGUAAUAACAAUUUAAGAAUAGCAAUUGCAAAACGCGAGGAUGGUACCCCAAAUUUAGCACCGCCAGCUUCAAACACGGUAGCGAUCGCGGACCAUGAGGCUGUCAUCGAUGAGCUGCAUGGUAUUUUAAAGGAAGUGCCUACGGAGCAACCUCCCGGUAGUGAGGAUAUCUACGGCCUGGACACAAGCAUCGCUUGGCAAAGCGAUGACCUGGAAUGGUGGAAUGGUGGGCCUCAAGGCUGCAGUGGUGGCCAAAGCUUUGUACAGGCGCAGGAUCAAGAUAAGAAGAAGUUCAAGAGGGCAGUUGAGAUUAUCAAGGAGAUCGCUGGUGAGAAAUAA
Molecule: messenger RNA, 432 nt
Organism: Fusarium pseudograminearum CS3096
Lineage: Eukaryota; Fungi; Ascomycota; Sordariomycetes; Hypocreales; Nectriaceae
Exons: 2
Coding region: 1-432 (143 amino acids)
Source: RefSeq, a predicted model, not a curated record